AUGGAAUGUGGUGGAGUCAGGCCCUUUAUCGUCCCUUAUCUGGUGCCACCGAACACAACCUGGACGCCGCAAGACGGCUCCGAAAAGCUCCUUCCCCGUUCCACGGCAGCUAUUGAUGAGGCACCCCCCUCCAUUCUUGAACUGAUCGCCGGCCGCGCAUUCACUUCGGCGGCCAUGGCAACCUUUCGCCGCUUCCGUCCUGACGAUGUCAACAAGUUCUCUAAAUGCAACCUCGAUCCUUUGACCGAGACGUAUGAGCUGGCCUUUUACCUCCAGUACCAUGCCAAAUGGCCAGCCAUGUUCCAGGUGUGCGAGGACAUGAACGGCAAUAUCAUCGGCUACAUCAUGGGCAAGCUGGAGUCAUCGCCCGACGUCUACAAAUAUUCCGAACACUACCUUCCCUGGCAUGCCCACAUCACCGCUCUGACCGUUGCGCCAGAAGCGCGAAGACUGGGUAUCGGCAAGAUUCUCUCCGAACAGCUAGAAGCCGCAGCCGACGCCAACGAUGCCUGGUUCGUUGACCUCUUUGUUCGCACGAGCAAUCACAAGGCAAUUACAUUCUACAAGAGCAUGGGCUACAGCGUCUUCCGCGUGGUGAAAGAUUACUAUGGCGACCAUGCUACAGACCCUACCCGAGACGGCGAGGAUGCUUAUGACAUGAGGAAGCCAAUGAAGAGGGACGUCAAGCUCGAGCAUAUUAGAGACGAUGGGGAGAAGCACGAGGUUGACCCAUCUGAUGUCUGGUGA
Molecule: messenger RNA, 747 nt
Organism: Colletotrichum lupini
Lineage: Eukaryota; Fungi; Ascomycota; Sordariomycetes; Glomerellales; Glomerellaceae
Product: acetyltransferase
Exons: 3
Coding region: 1-747 (248 amino acids)
Biological process (GO): N-terminal peptidyl-methionine acetylation
Cellular component (GO): NatB complex
Molecular function (GO): protein-N-terminal amino-acid acetyltransferase activity
Source: RefSeq, a predicted model, not a curated record